Messenger RNA from Manis pentadactyla (Chinese pangolin), 6695 nucleotides. RefSeq names its product nucleoporin 155 (gene NUP155). Gene Ontology annotation, cellular component: nuclear pore; nuclear pore inner ring. Gene Ontology annotation, molecular function: protein binding; structural constituent of nuclear pore. Lineage: Eukaryota; Metazoa; Chordata; Mammalia; Pholidota; Manidae. Bases 133 to 4305 code for a protein of 1390 amino acids. The record is from RefSeq and is a predicted model, not a curated record. The transcript has 35 exons. Gene Ontology annotation, biological process: transcription-dependent tethering of RNA polymerase II gene DNA at nuclear periphery; RNA export from nucleus; protein import into nucleus.
UGCGUCAUGUACAGGCGCCGAGGCGCUGGUUUGGCGCGCGCGCUCUAAACAGUGGGUCAAACUCGGGUCUUGGGUUUUCUCUCCUUCUAGGUUUUUUACUUUUUCCGGACGGCGGUGUCUCGAAUUUUCGAGAUGCCGUCUUUUUUGCUGGGCUCAGCAAUGCCGGCUUCUGCGUCGGCUGCGGCCCUGCAGGAAGCUCUGGAAAAUGCGGGGCGGCUCAUCGACCGUCAGUUGCAAGAGGACCGCAUGUACCCAGACCUUUCCGAGCUCCUCAUGGUGUCUGCCCCAAACCAUCCCACUGUUUCUGGUAUGUCAGAUAUGGAUUAUCCUCUGCAAGGACCUGGUUUGCUGUCGGUACCCAACCUUCCAGAAAUAAGUUCCAUCAGAAGAGUUCCUCUCCCACCUGAACUUGUUGAACAGUUUGGACAUAUGCAGUGUAACUGCAUGAUGGGUGUGUUCCCUCCUAUCAGCAGAGCUUGGCUCACAAUUGACAGUGACAUAUUCAUGUGGAACUAUGAAGAUGGAGGAGACCUUGCCUAUUUUGAUGGACUUAGUGAAACUAUUCUUGCUGUUGGGCUUGUGAAACCAAAAGCUGGCGUUUUUCAACCUCAUGUACGACACCUUCUGGUUUUGGCAACCCCUGUGGACAUAGUCAUCCUUGGACUCAGCUAUGCUAAUUUGCAAACAGGUUCUGGAGUUCUUAAUGACAGUAUGUGUGGUGGAAUGCAGUUGCUUCCAGAUCCUUUAUAUUCUCUUCCCACUGAUAAUACUUACCUUUUAACAAUAACUUCCACUGAUAAUGGCAGAAUUUUCUUGGCUGGAAAGGAUGGCUACUUAUAUGAAGUAGCAUACCAAGCAGAAGCAGGUUGGUUUAGCCAAAGAUGUAGGAAAAUAAACCACUCAAAGAGCUCAUUUUCCUUCCUUCUUCCUUCAUUACUACAAUUCACAUUCUCAGAGGAUGAUCCUAUUGUUCAAAUCGCAAUUGAUAACUCUAGAAAUAUUUUAUAUACACGAUCUGAGAAAGGAGUAAUACAGGUUUAUGAUUUGGGCCAUGAUGGACAAGGAAUGAGCAGAGUUGCUUCAGUAUCACAGAAUUCUAUUGUUUCUGCUGCUGGAAACAUUGCUAGAACCAUAGAUCGUUCUGUUUUUAGACCAAUUGUUCAAAUAGCUGUGAUUGAAAAUUCUGAAUCACUGGACUGUCAGUUACUGGCCAUCACACAUGCAGGUAUAAGAUUAUAUUUCAGCACUUGUCCAUUCAGACAGCCAUUUGCACGACCUAAUACAUUGACACUGGUUCACAUCCGCUUACCUCCUGGAUUCUCAGCAUCUUCAACAGUGGAAAAGCCUUCAAAAGUACAUAAAGCUCUUUAUAGUAAAGGUAUUCUAUUGAUGACAGCUUCUGAAAAUGAAGAUAAUGAUAUUUUGUGGUGUGUCAACCAUGAUACUUUUCCUUUCCAAAAGCCAAUGAUGGAAACCCAGAUGACGACCCGUGUUGAUGGUCAUUCCUGGGCUCUUUCUGCCAUAGAUGAAUUGAAAGUAGAUAAAAUAAUUACACCCUUAAAUAAGGAUCAUAUUCCAAUAACUGACUCACCAGUUGUUGUACAGCAGCACAUGUUGCCGCCAAAGAAAUUUGUUCUCCUCUCAGCACAGGGGAGUCUUAUGUUUCAUAAACUUAGACCUGUAGAUCAACUGAGGCAUCUAUUUGUGAGUAAUGUGGGUGGAGAUGCAGAAGAGAUUGAAAGAUUCUUUAAAUUACAUCAGGAAGACCAGGCAUGUGCAACUUGCCUUAUCCUUGCUUGUUCCACUGCUGCCUGUGACAGAGAAGUAUCGGCUUGGGCAACUCGGGCUUUCUUCAGGUACGGUGGUGAAGCACAGAUGAGAUUUCCAACCACUCUCCCUGCUUCAAGUAAUGUUGGUCCCAUCUUGGGGUCUCCUGUCUAUGCUAGCUCUCCUAUUCCUAGUGGCAGUACAUAUCCAAAUCCAUCCUUUUUGGGAACACCCUCUCAAGGUGUACAUCCUUCUGCCAUGUCAACUCCACUGGUUACAGGAAGCCCAGCAGCUCAAGUCACAAGUAUGAGUUGUAUGCCUGGACCAGAGAUUGUAUAUUCUGGAAAACACAAUGGUAUUUGCAUUUACUUUUCUCGAAUCGUGGGAAAUAUUUGGGAUGCUAGCUUAGUUGUGGAGAGAGUAUUCAAGAGUGGCAACAGAGAGAUCACUGCAAUUGAAAGUAGUGUACCCUCGCAACUACUGGAGUCAGUACUACAAGAAUUAAAGGGUUUGCAAGAAUUUCUAGACAGAAACUCCCAAUUUGCAGGAGGACCAUUAAGAAAUCCAAAUACUACUGCCAAAGUGCCACAGAGGCUGGUAGGACUUACACGUCCUGAAAAUGGAAAUGCACAACAAAUGCAACAGGAGCUGCAGAGGAAGUUUCAUGAGGCUCAACUGAGUGAAAAGAUUUCACUUCAGGCAAUACAGCAGUUGGUUCGAAAAUCAUACCAGGCUCUGGCUUUAUGGAAACUUCUGUGUGAGCAUCAAUUCACUGUCAUUGUAGGAGAACUUCAGAAGGAAUUUCAAGAGCAGUUGAAAAUCACCACCUUUAAAGAUCUCGUAAUCAGGGACAAGGAACUGCCUGGGGCAUUAAUUGCUUCUCUUAUCAACUGCUACAUCAGAGAUAAUGCUGCUGUUGAUGGCAUUAGUUUACACUUACAGGAUAUCUGCCCACUUCUGUAUAGCACCGAUGAUGCAGUUUGUUCUAAGGCAAAUGAACUUCUCCAGCGUUCCCGACAAGUUCAAAAUAAAAUUGAAAAGGAAAAGAUGUUAAGGGAAUCAUUAAAGGAAUAUCAAAAAAUCAGCAAUCAAGUGGACCUUUCUAACGUUUGUGCUCAGUAUAGACAAGUGCGUUUUUAUGAAGGUGUAGUGGAGCUCUCUCUUACUGCUGCAGAGAAAAAAGAUCCUCAGGGUCUUGGGCUUCAUUUCUAUAAACAUGGGGAACCAGAAGAAGACAUUGUGGGACUUCAGGCUUUCCAAGAAAGAUUAAACAGUUACAAGUGUAUUACAGAUACACUUCAAGAACUGGUAAAUCAAAGUAAGGCUGCUCCUCAGUCUCCCAGUGUACCCAAGAAACCUGGGCCUCCCGUGUUGUCAUCUGACCCCAAUAUGCUAAGUAAUGAAGAAGCAGGACAUCAUUUUGAACAAAUGCUUAAAUUGUCUCAACGAUCUAAAGAUGAGCUCUUUAGUAUUGCUCUUUAUAAUUGGCUAAUACAAGCUGAUCUUGCAGAUAAGUUGCUUCAGAUUGCUUCUCCAUUUCUGGAGCCACAUCUAGUCCGAAUGGUCAAAAUUGAUCAAAACAAAGUCCGCUAUAUGGAUUUACUCUGGAGGUAUUAUGAGAAGAACAGAAGCUUUAGUAAUGCUGCUCGUAUCCUGUCCAAAUUGUCUGACAUGCAUAGCACAGAAAUUUCACUUCAACAGCGACUAGAGUACAUUGCUCGAGCCAUUCUUAGUGCUAAAAGCUCCACCGCUAUUUCAUCAAUAGCUGCAGAUGGUGAAUUCCUUCAUGAAUUAGAAGAAAAAAUGGAAGUUGCUAGGAUCCAACUCCAGAUACAAGAGACACUACAAAGGCAAUAUUCCCAUCAUUCUUCUGUACAGGAUGCCAUUUCUCAGCUGGAUUCUGAAUUAAUGGACAUAACUAAGCUUUAUGGGGAAUUUGCUGACCCAUUUAAACUUGCAGAGUGUAAACUUGCAAUAAUUCAUUGUGCUGGUUAUUCAGACCCUAUAUUGGUGCAGACACUUUGGCAAGAUGUCAUAGAAAAAGAAUUGAAUGAAAGUGUGUCACUGAGCUCCCCAGAUAGAAUGCAUGCUCUUAGUCUCAAGAUUGUACUCCUUGGCAAAAUUUAUGCUGGCAUGCCUCGCUUCUUUCCUUUAGAUUUUAUUGUGCAGUUCUUAGAACAGCAAGUUUGUACUUUGAACUGGGAUGUGGGGUUUGUAAUACAGACAAUGAAUGAAAUUGGAGUGCCGUUACCUAGACUACUAGAAGUAUAUGAUCAUUUGUUCAAGUCACGGGAUCCAUUCUGGAACAGAAUGAAGAAGCCACUCCACCUUUUGGAUUGUAUACAUGUACUAUUAACAAGAUAUGUUGAGAAUCCUAACCAAGUUUUAAAUUGUGAGAGGAGAAGAUUUACAAAUCUCUGCCUGGAUGCUGUUUGUACUUAUCUGGUUGAACUCCAGUCUAUGAGCUCUUCACUAGCAGUACAAGCCAUCACAGGAAAUUUUAAAUCUCUUCAGGCUAAACUAGAACGGCUUCAUUAAUUAUUGUAAUGUAUUUUUCAUCUGUGCAUUUUGACCUGUAAAAUAAAAACUCAGCUGGGUCCAGAUACAGGUGCUCUAAAUCUAAGAAUUUAAGAAAGUUUUAAUAGAAUUGUGUUUUUAAUAAGUGGCUAAUAUCUACAAACAGUACAUUUGCCAAGUGAAUUCUUUUUUACUACUACUAUUUUAGGGUUUUUUUGUAAUUAGUUUAAAAAAUAACCAAAAUAAUAUUAUUUAUGAUGCAGGAUAAAAGGUAUUUAGAAACUCUUAUUUUGAAUUUUACUGCAGCAGAAAUUUUCAAUUUAUAUUAUUCAUUUUCAAGUUAGUCCAAACAUAUUGAUACCAAAACUUAAAUCGUCUAGCCAAGCAGAUCCAUUGCCAUAAUACCAGAUUCAACAGUAAUCCUUAAGUAGGCAAAUAAACACUGUGUCUUUUUAAAAAAUGUCUAGGUUUUCAAUUCAUUCUUGAAAAGAAAGUUCUUCCGAUUACUAAUUUUGUCAGUUACUAUCCUUGAAGAUUAAUAUGUACCUGGUUGUUUUUAGAGCAGGUGAUAAACUUUUGAGUAAUGUUUUACCUCCUAAAAACCUGUACAGGGAGAUACUGUUUUCUCUUAGCAUCUACCUAGCUCUUUGGCCUUGUGACUGCAGAUUCCAUUAGAGCGGUGAUCCCCAAAGCGUGCGCACCAGCCCAGCAUAUCAGCAUCACCUGGGGAUUUGCUCCCCAUCUGAUUUCUCCCCUCCCUCCCUUAUCAGUAAAGUAACCACAACACAAAGUUGUACUCAAGGUGCACACUAUACAAAGCAAAAUCAUUGGUAAUUUAGUUUUUAGUGUUCAAAAAAACUGGAAUAACUAAACCAAGUGCCCCAAAGUCAUGGCAACAGUGAGGGAAGAGAAGAGUGUGAAUGACCAGGGCUAACAAAAAAGCAAGAACAUGGACUGCUUUCUUCUCACCUUUUAAGCUUAUUAAGAAAAAUUGCUGCCUGCCUAUUGUCACUCAUGCAUGUCUGACAGUUUUUCAAAUACAUUUUGAAAAUAUUUUUCCUACUUUUAUGUUUUCACAAGGCCAUGGUUGCCCUUUACAUGUUUAUAUAUAAUCUUUUGAAUUAAAGUAUUUAAUAGAAUGUCAAAAUAUCAUUCAUUAGAUAUCACUACCUCAUAUUUUCCAGCUUUUCAAUUCCUUAAGUUUAGUUUUUUUGAAUAUAUAAAAUGAAUGUGCACCAUGUAUUGUUAAUUCUGUAAAUUUAAAAUUCUGUCGUCUACUUAAAAUGAAAGUUUUCCUUAAAUGCUGUAAUGUAACCAUGACUUCAGUUCUUCUAGAUGUAUGCACAUAUAUAUAUAUAUGUUUUAAGCAGUUACAUAGAAGCACAUUAAUAUGUAUGUUAAAGAUACUCAGCUCAGAAUACUGAAGCUACAUCUUUCAAAAGGGCUGUAGGCUGUGUGGCUAAAUGUUCCUUAGGAGUCAGAAACCUGAACUCUGUCCAUUUUAUUCACAUAACACCUUUUGAAAGGGUUAAGAAUUUCAGCCACACAGCAUAUGUUUUCAGUGUCUUGGAGAGUAAGAGCUAAGAGAAAUUAGGUCCCCUCCUUCAUAACAGUGUUUCUAAAACUUAAACAUUCCUAAGAAUCACCAGGAUAGCCUGUUGAAACAGAUGUUCCACCUCCAAAGUGAUGCGGAUACUGGUGGUCAGUAAGUCAAACUUGGAGUAGCAUUGUUCUCCAGCACAUUUAUCUACUGCAUUAGUAUACUUUGUACUUGGUGUUCACUCAACACAUUUCUUUAUAGUGACUUAUAUAGGCAACAAAUAAUAAACAGAACAUUGUUUAUGAAAUAGUGCAUUCAUUAUAGACGGGUCACUGAAGGUCUUGAUUGUAACAUAUUUCUGCGUUAGGUAGAUCAUUUAAGUUUGGCAAAAUGGUUAGGAAAGAAGAGAAAAUCUAUUUUGAGUAUGCAAGAUAUGGGAUAUUGACCCUGAAAAGCAUAUGAUACAUGUUCAGCAUUUCUCUAAUUAUAAGAUACCUGACUCACUAGUGACUUAUUCAUUGAACACCUCUCUACUAACCACAUAAACUUCCUCCACUUUAUUGUUUUAUAGUUAAUCACAUCUCGUGACUCACAGAUCACUCAUUCCUUCUCAGUAUACUUCCCACUUCCACCUUUAUCAUAGUCAUAUCAAGGAAAUGAAGAACUGAAUAUAAAGGUCUUAAAGGAGCACAGUUUCCUUUCAUAUGUAUUUUCCUUGUAAGGAGAUCGGAGCUAAAUGACUUUAAAUCCAAAAAUUUGUAAGAACUAAUAUAAUCAAUUUUUUAUUCAGUUUGUCCUGUUCAAAUAUUAAAGUAGUUUCAGUGCUAUUUUUACUUCCUUAUUUCAAAUAAAUAUAAUUUCUACUGAAUUA